Molecule: messenger RNA, 1590 nt
Organism: Westerdykella ornata
Lineage: Eukaryota; Fungi; Ascomycota; Dothideomycetes; Pleosporales; Sporormiaceae
Exons: 3
Coding region: 296-1534 (412 amino acids)
Biological process (GO): NADP+ catabolic process; NAD+ catabolic process
Cellular component (GO): cytosol
Molecular function (GO): NADH pyrophosphatase activity
Source: RefSeq, a predicted model, not a curated record
ACUUGGACCGGCAUUACGAACCGAGGCUUUGGAACUGCAUUUGGUUUGGACCGCGAUGGAUACUGUCAGAGCCAUCCUUUAAUAAUCAAAGAUAACUCGCCCCUCUCUCUGACAGCGGGGCAAAAGGCCUUGAGUAUGAAAUAUCAUUUGUCCCUCCGUAUUGUUGAGAUUGGACUGUCUCUACCCCCCGGCUUUUUGCGUACCUGACUUCAGAUUUUAUCGGCAAUAUCUGUUGUUAAUCUACACCGUUAUUCAUUGUUGAACUCUGAGCCUACUGGGUUGGAAAGAGAGAGUCAUGCCUCUACCACAGCCAGAUCUGCCUGAGCCUGCGCACCCUAAUAUAGAUUCGAUGUUGAGCCGGAAGUUUGGAAAGGAGGUUGCGAACUACUUCUCCGGGUCCCCUCUAAAUCGCGUAUCCUUCCUCAGACCUGACCAUGCAUUCCUCUCCGCUGCCCUCAAACAUCCCUCCGCUACAUUUCUCCUUUUCAGGAACCUCGAACCGCUUAUCAAGAAUCCAGAUGGCUCUGCACUUGCAUAUGCCACCUAUAGCGAAGUCCAACCCAUAAUUGGCGAAGAUCCAUUUGCUACCUCAGAAGAGGACCUGAUCAAGGAAUUCAAUUCGCAAAAGUACAUACCGCAAAUCAUCUUUCUGGGGUUGGAUGAGAGGAAGGAGGGUAUUGUGUACAAGGAGCAUUACAAGGGACAGCCUUACUUCGCGCUAGAUGUGACACCCAAGGCGAGCGUGACCGAAGCGGCAGAAAAGUUGAUUAAAGAUUUGGAGGGACGAGGUUUGAGCUUCUCAAAAGGCAGGAUGAAUCUCUCGUUACAAGCUCAGGAAGCUGCCAUCUACGCCGAAGCCCGCCAUCUCCUCGACUGGAACGCGCGCAACCCCUACUGUGCCCAAUGCGGCUACCCAACCAUGUCCGUCAACGCCGGAUUCAAACGCACCUGCCCACCCAAGGACCUUGCGCGAGAACUGAAGAAGAAGAACCCCGAGCGACCACCCUGCGCCACCCGUACUGGCAUCUCGAAUCUCAGCUUUCCCAGAACAGACCCUACCGUCAUCAUGGCUGUCGUUUCUGCGGAUGGCCAGAAAAUGCUUCUGGGUCGCAACAAGCGCUUCCCACCCUACUGGUAUAGCACGCUGGCCGGAUUCUUGGAGCCGGCUGAGAGUGUGGAGGAAGCUGUGAGGCGUGAGGUGUGGGAGGAGUCGGGCGUCCAUCUUGGACGUGUGGUUAUACAUUCUACGCAGCCGUGGCCGUAUCCGGCCAACUUGAUGAUUGGCGCUAUUGGGCAGGCUAUUCCUGGAGGAGAGGACGUGCAUCUGGAUCAUGAUGCUGAGUUGGAAGAUGCGAAGUGGUUUACAUUGGAUGAGAUCAGGGAGGCGUUGAGGGUCGGCACGAGUGGUUUGGGCGAGGGGCCGGGGCCUGAGUACAAAGAAGGUGGAUUGAGGUUGCCGCCUAAGACGGCUAUAGCGAAUCAGCUUAUAAGUGCUGUGGCUAACGGGUUUGUCACUGGGAAUCCGAGCCUAUAGAUGUGACGGAUAGAAAGUAGAUUUGGAUAUAUAAUCUAGAUUUCAAUUGCUCCUCG